GAUCGAUCUCCACCGUUCCUUCUCCCCUCUCCUAAUGUCAGCCGUGCAGCCUCUCCACUGCGCCCACUUCUUAUACUCCCACCUUCUGCUCCCUCUCACGGACGCUUCGCUCUAGUCGGAAGGUUUCGAGGAACUCCCGGGCUCGAGGAGAUCGGGACGAUGAUGGGAGGGCGCGCUCUGCUGCUGCUCCUGGUCUCGGCGCUGCUCGUUCAGAUCCGCGCCUCUGACCCGCUGCUGUACGAGCCGUUCGAUGAGGACUUCGAGGGAAGAUGGAUCGUCUCCAAGAAGGAUGAAUACCAAGGUGUAUGGAAGCAUGCCAAGAGUGAUGGGCAUGAGGACUAUGGUCUCCUUGUUAGUGACAAAGCAAGGAAAUACGCCAUAAUCAAGGAGCUUGAUGAGCCAGUUACCUUAAAUGAUGGGACAGUGGUCCUGCAGUUUGAAGUGAGACUUCAGAAUGGCCUUGAAUGUGGAGGUGCCUACAUUAAGUACAUCCGCCCUCAGGAUGCUGGAUGGGAUGCCAAGGAGUUUGAUAAUGAGACUCCAUACACUAUUAUGUUUGGUCCAGAUAAAUGUGGGUCAACCAACAAGGUUCAUUUCAUCCUUAAGCACAAGAAUCCUAAGACUGGAAAGUAUGUUGAGCAUCACCUCAAAUUCCCACCUUCUGUCCCAUACGACAAGCUCUCUCAUGUCUACACAGCUAUCUUGAAGCCAGACAAUGAGGUCAGAAUUUUGAUCGAUGGGGAAGAAAAGAAGAAGGCAAACUUCCUUUCUGCUGAUGACUUUGAGCCAGCACUUAUCCCAUCCAAGACCAUUCCUGACCCUGAUGACAAGAAGCCGGAGGACUGGGAUGAGAGAGCUAAAAUCCCUGAUCCAGAUGCAGUGAAGCCUGAUGAUUGGGAUGAGGAUGCCCCCAUGGAAAUUGUGGAUGAGGAAGCCACCAAGCCUGAGGGAUGGUUGGAUGAUGAACCCGAGGAGAUUGAUGAUCCUGAGGCAGCCAAGCCCGAGGACUGGGACGAUGAAGAGGAUGGUGAAUGGGAGGCACCAAAGAUUGACAACCCCAAGUGUGAAGAGGCACCUGGAUGUGGCGAGUGGAAGAGGCCGAUGAAGCAGAAUCCUGCUUACAAAGGCAAGUGGCAUGCACCUAUGAUUGACAACCCCAACUACAAGGGAAUCUGGAAGCCUCAGGAGAUACCCAACCCUGAGUACUUUGAGCUUGACAGGCCUGAUUUUGAUCCAAUUGCUGCUAUUGGGAUUGAGAUCUGGACAAUGCAGGAUGGCAUCCUGUUCGACAAUAUCUUGAUUGCUGAUGAUGAGAAAGUUGCCACCUCCAUUCUGGAGAAGACAUGGAAGCCCAAGUAUGAUGUUGAGAAGGAAAAGGAGAAGGCUGAGGAGGCUGCUGCUGGUGCAGAUGGUCUUUCUGACUUCCAGAAGAAGAUUUUUGACGUCCUGUACAAGAUUGCUGAUAUUCCGUUCUUGGCACCCUACAAGACCAAGAUUAUUGAUGUUAUCGAGAAGGGAGAGAAGCAGCCCAACAUCACUAUUGGCAUUUUGGUCUCCGUUGUCAUCGUGUUCGUUACCGUUCUCUUCAAGAUCCUUUUUGGUGGCAAGAAGCCGGUGGCACCUGUGAAACCUGCAGCUGAGGCGAAGAAGCCCAAGGCCGCGGAGACGGACGGUGCUGGAAGCAGUGGUGACAAGGAUGAGAAAGAGGAUGAAAAGGACGAGACAGGCCCACGUCGGAGGACCCGAAGGGAGACAUAGACCUGUUUUUGACGUGUUUUAGCUCUUCUGGCGUCUGCUUAUUUUGAGAACUCUUAAUAUUUGUGAGUGUAUAAUAGGAGCUUAUGUCACCUCUGCGGCUUCCCCCGCUGCUGAUUUGUUUUUAAUGGUUAGACCAGGACCCUUCACGAGCGUAGAAUUUAGUUCUUGUUGGUCAUUUAUGUGCUGUGCCUGACGGUGUUCAAUCAGAUAGAGGUGAUGGUUUUUUUGGUAGAUCAAAUCAAGGAAUAUUUCAUAUGCCUUUUUGGCAACUGUUUCAG
Molecule: messenger RNA, 2036 nt
Organism: Zea mays
Lineage: Eukaryota; Viridiplantae; Streptophyta; Magnoliopsida; Poales; Poaceae
Product: calnexin homolog
Exons: 6
Coding region: 160-1758 (532 amino acids)
Biological process (GO): ERAD pathway; protein folding
Cellular component (GO): endoplasmic reticulum; endoplasmic reticulum membrane
Molecular function (GO): calcium ion binding
Source: RefSeq, marked validated